Dama dama (fallow deer) is the source of this 684-nucleotide messenger RNA. RefSeq lists its product as uncharacterized. The annotation marks the transcript as partial. The record is from RefSeq and is a predicted model, not a curated record. The transcript has a single exon. Lineage: Eukaryota; Metazoa; Chordata; Mammalia; Artiodactyla; Cervidae.
AUGGGAAAGACUAGAGAUCUCUUCAAGAAAAUUAGAGAUACCAAGGGAACAUUUCAUGCAAAGAUGGGCUCGAUAAAGGACAGAAAUGGUAUCGACCUAACAGAAGCAGAAGAUAUUAAGAAGAGGUGGCAAGAAUACACAGAAGAACUGUACAAAAAAGAUCUUCACGACCCAGAUAAUCACGAUGGGGUGAUCACUCACCUAGAGCCACACAUCCUGGAAUGUGAAGUCAAGUGGGCCUUAGAAAGCAUCACUAUGAACAAAGCUAGUGGAGGUGAUGGAAUUCCAGUUGAGCUAUUUCAAAUCCUGAAAGAUGAUGUUGUGAAAGUGCUGCACUCAAUAUGCCAGCAAAUUUGGAAAACUCAGCAGUGGCCACAGGACUGGAAAAGGUCAGUUUUCAUUCCAAUCCCAAAGAAAGGCAAUCCCAAAGAAUGCCCAAACUACCACACAAUUGUGCUCAUCUCACACGCUAGUAAAGUAAUGCUCAAAAUUCUCCAAGCCAGGCUUCAGCAAUACGUGAACUGUGAACUUCCAGAUGUUCAAGCUGGUUUUAGAAAAAGCAGAGGAACCAGAGAUCAAAUUGCCAACAUCCACUGGAUCAUCAAAAAAGCAAGAGAGUUCCAGAAAACCAUCUAUUUCUGCUUUAUUGACUAUGCCAAAGUCUUUGACUGUGUGGAUCACAAU